UGGUGUCGACUCGAUAUACUUCGGACUCAAUCGAAUAAUUUAAGCCACCUACAAAAUUUCUUGGCUUGCUAAAGCUGAGGAGAGAAGAACCGCCUUUUAUUGUUUCAUUAUCUUUCUAUUUGUCACCUUCCUUAAUUUUGGAAAUAUCGCAAACUCAUGUUGGUUUAGUUGUUUUCUCAUGUAGUCUCUCACUCCGCCGUUUUCCCUUUUUGUCAGAAUCGAUUGCAUUGUGAGAGGACUGUAGAGGCCCGGAUAUGGCGGCCGCCCAGCUCGCUGCUGGCACUGCGGUUUCUUGCGGCUUACCCAAGGAAACCAACAAAUUGUAUUCUUUGGCGGUAAGCUCGAAAGGGUUUCGGUGUUCGGUGGGAAAAAGAAGAAGCUUUGGGGCAAAAUUGUUGCUGCCAUCUCCAAUUAUUCGACGGAGGGAGAUUUUUCCAAGACUGAAUUGUCAGUUAAGGCCGGAUUGCAACGUGGAGUCUGAUGACGUGGGGGAGACUGUUGCUCUUAAACAAGAACCCCUCUCCCUAGACUCAAAUGGAGGGCCUAGUGAAUUGAAUGGGGCUGUCUCUUCUCAAAUAAGUGAGAAGAGGGAAGCUACUACUGAUAAUGCUGCAAGCAAUGUUAGGCGCGAGCUUGUGAUGUUGUCGUUACCAGCAAUUGGUGGGCAGGCGAUUGAUCCGAUUGUGCAACUGUUGGAGACUGCCUAUAUUGGUCGUUUGGGUGCUGUGGAGUUGGGUUCUGCUGGAGUCUCCAUCUCACUCUUCAACAUAAUCUCGAAGCUUUUCAAUAUUCCCCUCCUCAGUGUUGCUACUUCUUUCGUGGCUGAAGACAUUGCAAAGAAUGCAAGCAAACCCUCAACCAAUAAUGCAGUAGAAAAGAUGCAGCUAUCUUCAGUGUCGACAGCUCUGUUUUUAGCUGUUGGCAUUGGCAUCUUUGAAGCUACGGCACUUGUUUUGGGAUCUGGACCUCUUCUCAGUUUGAUGGGCAUAUCACCGGCUUCUUCAAUGCGUGCUCAUGCACAGAGGUUUCUUAUCCUGAGGGCCCUAGGUGCUCCUGCUUUUGUUGUUUCUUUGGCCCUUCAAGGCAUUUUUCGCGGCUUCAAGGAUACAACAACGCCUGUAUACUGUUUAGGAUUUGGAAAUUUUACAGCUAUACUCCUCUUUCCCCUGUUUAUGCAUUAUUUUCAGUUAGGUGUCAAUGGAGCUGCAAUUUCCACCGUUAUCUCUCAAUACAUUGUCACCUUCUCAAUGGUAUGGUGUCUUAACAAGAGAGCGGUAUUAUUGCCUCCAAAGCUCGGCGAACUGCAGUUUGGUAAUUAUCUGAAAUCAGGUGGUUUUCUAAUUGGGAGGACUCUUGCUGUUCUUCUCACGAUGACACUUGGUACAUCCAUGGCGGCUCGCCUGGGCCCCGUAGCUAUGUCUGCUCAUCAAAUUUGCACCCAAGUUUGGCUUGCUGUAUCACUACUUACUGAUGCACUUGGAGCAGCAGCUCAGGCCUUGGUCGCCAGUUACAUAUCCAAAAAAGAGUAUGCUAACGUGAAGGAUGUCACUCAGUUUGUAUUAAAGAUUGGUCUUGUUACUGGCAUUUCCUUGGCUGUGAUACUAGGUUUUUCUUUUAGUUCAUUGGCUCCGAUAUUUACCAAGGAUGCUGAAGUCUUGAGGAUCGUUAGAACUGGUGUCCUGUUUGUCUGUGCCAGCCAACCUAUAAAUGCUCUAGCUUUUAUACUUGAUGGUCUCUACUAUGGUGUCUCGGAUUUCCGUUUCGCUGCAAUCUCAAUGAUGGGGUCUGGUGCAAUAUCAUGUGUGGUUUUGCUAUAUGCUCCUAAGCUUGUUGGUCUUCCCGGUGUUUGGUUCGGUCUGACUCUUUUAAUGGCACUGAGAACAGCAGCUGGAUUCAUCAGAUUGUCACAACGUAGUGGCCCGUGGUGGUUCCUCCACAGCGAUCUUAACAAAGUCAAGCUUGUAUGAUGAGAAUUCAAGAAGUGAAGGAUGUUUGAGAACUCUGUAGCCCUUUGGAGCCAUGGAAGAACAAUCUGCAGGAGCUUGUUUGGAGGGUGCAACACUGAAAUUUACAAUUUAUAAAUCAAGUGGAUGGAUGCAAUUUAGGUUUUCUUCUUUCUUUUUAUUGGUCAAAAGAUCACACUGUCUCAACACAACUUGUCUAAGGGCAUCGGCAACGCAGGCUUGCUCGCUCGUCCUGCAGGAAUGACAUAGCCAUGAGCUGCGUUGCAAAUAUCUCAUGGGGGAGGGAAAGCUAGCGGGCCACUUGUCACGCCCACAUGUGGCCCGCGCAGCCAGCUAGAAUGGAGUGUGCAGCCCACAUGUGGACGUCCGAGUGAGCUUCAUUUCAGUCUAUUAAUUCUAAGUUUUUAACUACCAAUACUUUUAUAAAUACUCCAAUUCUCUCCAUUUUCUUCGCACUCUAAUUCAUUUUCUUCGCUCGAA
This is a messenger RNA of Salvia splendens (bonfire salvia), 2444 nucleotides long. RefSeq names its product protein DETOXIFICATION 45, chloroplastic. Gene Ontology annotation, molecular function: xenobiotic transmembrane transporter activity; antiporter activity. Bases 255 to 1967 code for a protein of 570 amino acids. The transcript has 13 exons. Gene Ontology annotation, biological process: transmembrane transport. The record is from RefSeq and is a predicted model, not a curated record. Gene Ontology annotation, cellular component: membrane; chloroplast. NCBI's taxonomy places the organism in Eukaryota, Viridiplantae, Streptophyta, Magnoliopsida, Lamiales, Lamiaceae.